AUGAAGCUUCUUGCUUGGAAUUGUCGCGGGCUCGGGAAUGCCGCGGCAGUUCGACAAUUGACGGCAGUGGUACGCCGGUCAAAUCCCGACAUUCUAAUACUCUCCGAAACAAGGUUGGUAUUAGAAAAAUUCCAACAUCUAAUGAACAAAAUGCAUUUUACUGAGAUUUCGUAUGUUUCACCAAUUGGCCUAUCGGGGGGAUUUGGAGUUUGCUGGAAACAGGGGGUGCUAUGUAAAAUUAUGGAAGCAGACAAGAAUGUGUUGAUUGGUACGAUUGAGUCCGACCCUCCGGGGAUUAGCUGGAAUUUUAUGGGUAUUUAUGGUCCCCCAUCUAUGACAGGGAGAGAGCUUUUUUGGAACAGAAUUGGCGACAUGUUAGCUAAUGGAUCGUCCCCAACAGUUCUUCUAGGAGAUUUAAACGGAACUCUUGCGGAUCAUGAAUGUCUAUACUACACAAACCAGAACAAUGCAGCAAGAUAUUCCUUUGAUUUAAGAAGAAUGGUGGCUAGGAUUGGUUUGAUUGACCUUGGAUGUCUCGGAGGUAAAUUUACAUGGUUCCAAAAGACUUCAAACUCUACUGGAAGCAAUGCGAUUAGAAGAGCGCGUUUGGACAGGGCGUUGGCGUCCACUGACUGGAGAAUUCUUUUUCCAAAUGCCAUUGUUGAGCUUCUCACAGUUAGUACCUCAGAUCACAAACCAAUUCUCUUGAAUACUGAUGGAGGAGUAAGAUGUACAAAGGCUCAAUUCAAGUAUGAGCUGAUGUGGGGUCGUGAUCCCAGAUGCUUCUGGGUGGUUCGCAACGCUUGGCGAGAAAGAUUACACCAUAACCCAAUGGUGAAUCUAUAUCGAAAACUAAAAAGAACUAGAGAUCAUCUACAAAGAUGGAACAAGACACACUUCAAGAAGAUACAUCAGCAGGUCACUGAAGCAAAGAAUGAUUUGGCAAAGAUUGAAAGCAAUGAUCAGGUGCAGUUGUCGACGCUGGGUGAUGCGAGGGCUAAGUUAAAUGAGGCGCUUCGUAGAGAAGAAGUGUUUUGGAGACAAAAAUCUCGGGUUACUUGGCUGCGAGAUGGUGAUCACUGCACGAAAUUUUUUAUGGCCUCCACAGUGGUUCGACGUCGAAAGAACUAUAUUCAGACUAUAAAGAAUGAUAAUGGGGAGUGGAUUAUGGAUCAGAAGGCUAUUGCAGAGGCAUUCGUCUCGAGAUUCAAUUCCAUUUUCACCAGAAAUCCCCUCCUAUCUGUGCCAGACGAAAAUUUUCUGGCUAAUAUGAGUAUCAAUGAACAAGAUAACAGGAGGCUGGUAUGCAUCCCAACCGAAAAAGAAAUUGAAGGCAGUCUUAGAUCAAUGGGGCAUGACAAGGCACCGGGCCCGGAUGGGAUGUCGGCGGGCUUCUAUCUUCAACAUUGGAGUGUGGUCAAGAUGGACUUCAUUGACAUGGUUUCCCACUUUUUUACGAGUUUGGAACUUCCCCAAUUCAUAAACAACACUAAUAUUGUCUUAAUUCCGAAAAAAGAUUGCCCAUUGGGGGUGAAUGAUUUCAGGCCUAUCGCCCUCUGCAACGUAGCGUAUAAAUGUAUUUCAAAAAUCCUGGCGAUCCGCUUAAAGCACCUCCUUCCUUCCAUCAUCUCACCUGAACAAACAGCAUUUGUGCAUGGAAGAUUGAUAGCGGAAAACACAGCGGUGGCUCGUGAAAUUGUCCACUCCAUGAAAAAGAAAAAAGGCAAGAAAGGUUUUAUGAUGAUCAAAUUAGACAUGGAAAAGGCAUAUGACAAAAUGGAUUGGGAAUUCAUUCUCAAUACAUUGAAGGGGCUUGGCUUUCACCAAAACUUUGUGAGAUGGGUGGAAAAGUGCAUUCAAAUCAGAAAGUUGGGCUUACUCAUCAAUGGAUCGGUCCAAGGAAUGGUUUCUCCGUCGUGUGGGCUGCGACAAGGUGAUCCUCUCUCUCCGGCUUUGUUCAUUAUAGCAGCGGAUGUAUUAUCUAGACUUAUCACAACAAGGAAAGAUGAAGGGAAGUUAGCAGGCUUCAGAAUUUCAAGAGAAGGGCCAGCCAUUACUCACCUCAUGUUUGCUGACGACGUGAUCUUGUUUGGCCGUGCAUCUGUUAAGGAAGCUAAAGGCUUCAUUAAGUGCCUUGAAGAAUAUUGCUCGUGGUCGGGACAAGCUGUAAAUUACCAAAAGUCCACUGUAUUUUUCACUAAAGGUGUUUCGGCAACCAAUGCAAGGGAUAUCACAAGUAUGCUUAAUAUGAAGAGAAUGAAAGAAGAUGCUACAUACUUGGGACUUCCCCUCUUCAGAUCCUUAAAUAGGUCGAGAGAUCUCCGAUUCUUGGUAGAUAGGGCGCUGCAGCGAGUUAAAAGUUGGAAAACCAGACUUCUUUCGAAAGCUGGUAGAGCUUGCUUAAUUCAGUCGGUAGGAUCGUCGGUAGCAACAUACGUCGCUGCCUCUGAUCCAAUACCUCUCAAUAUUGCGCAUAAAGUGGACAGAUGUCUAAGAGAUUUCUGGUGGGGAGAUACUGAGGAGAGACGAAAACUUCACCUAUUGGCUUGGAACGCAAUAUGUCAAUCCAAAAUGAGAGGAGGAUUAGGAUUCAGAAGUGUUAGUAUUAUAAACAAAGCCUUCAUGACCAAAUGGGCCUGGAAAGCUCUCACAGAUAACUCAAGUGUAUGGAGCAAAGUAGUGAAUGCAAAAUACUUAAAAGGAAGGGAGUUUCUCAAUCUAGAGAGAAAUGGUGAUGAAUCGGCUAUGUGGAAAGCUGUCCUUCAGGCUCGUGAGGUCCUUGAACAAGGAAUCUGUAAAAAAAUUGGGAAUGGUGCUAAGACAUCGAUCUGGUUCGAUCCUUGGGUUCCCUCUUCUAACCGUACCCCCACGCCUCUCAAGGAUGUGUCUCACGGGAUAGCUUGGGUCAAACAAUUCGUCCUAAGUAACAACAGAUGGAAUGCUCAAAUGAUCAAAGAGUGGUUCAGCCCGGUGGAUGCUUCUGCAAUCCUAAACAUUGAUCUACCGGAUGAGGCAAUCGAAGACUCCUGGGUUUGGAUGGGUGAACCGAAUGGUAAAUUCAGCAUAAGGUCAGCGUGUCGAAUUUUGAAAAGAGAUACAGAGGUUAAUGGCGAUAGUGAGGUCUGGAAACUUAUUUGGAACUCGCCACUUCACACAAGAUUGAAAUUUGUCUGGUGGCAACUCAUUCGAGACAUCUUCCCCACGAAAGAUAAGCUGGCCCCUUUUGUCGAUGGCAUCACGGGCACAUGUCUCCUUUGUAGGGAAGAAGCUGAAAACUCUCUUCAUCUCUUUUGGAAAUGUACUUUCACCAAAGCCAUUUGGUUUAGUAUUGGAUGGGGUAUUCGAACUGAAAUGGUGACUGCAACCGACUGGAAGCAAUGGAUGGAGGGGUUCUGGAAGGGCCCAAACCUCCCUCCUAAUAUUGAUUUCUAUGAUUUCAUGGUCACGUGUCUGUGUAUUGUGGAAUCAGUGUGGAAAGAAAGAAACCGCAGAGUCCAUGGAGAGAUGGAAAAGGAUAUAAUGCAGAUUUCAAGGUCUAUACGGCAAAAGAUUAAUGAUCAUAUCAUGGUCUCUGAGAAGAUAGUUCAUGAAAUCACUGAGUGGAGGCCACCCCCUUUGGAUUGGGUCUGUUGCAACUCGGAUGUCGCAGUCUCUCCUGUUGGGUCUAUCCUCUCUGCUGUAAUUCGAGAUGAUAUGGGAAAUAUUAUCUCUAUUUCCUCUCAAGAAAGUAGAGUGACUCUUCCAAAACUGGCUGAAGCAAAAGCGGUCUGUUUGGCAGCGGAAAAAGCGAAAGAUUUGGGGCUGAAGAAAAUCAUGUUCCAAAGUGACAACAUCGGUGUAGUGAAGGCGUUCGAGGCAUCUAUGGAUAUAUGUAUGGACUUCAUGCUGCAGGAUUCGAAGGUGAGGUUCAACAACAUUUGCUCGAAAUUCAGUGAUUGGGGGAUUGUCCAUGUCUCUCGCAAGUGCAAUUACAUGGCCCAUAAUAUUGCAAAAUGGGCGGCUGUGAAGAAUGUCCUGGGAAACAUCUGCCAAGAGGAAGUUGAGGACUCUGUCCUUGAUGAUCUCAGGGAGUGGGAGCCUGUUUUAGGGAGGGACACCUUAGGAUCAGGAGAUGUUACUAGCUAG
Messenger RNA from Cannabis sativa, 4125 nucleotides. RefSeq lists its product as uncharacterized. The record is from RefSeq and is a predicted model, not a curated record. Gene Ontology annotation, molecular function: nucleic acid binding; RNA-DNA hybrid ribonuclease activity. Bases 1 to 4125 code for a protein of 1374 amino acids. Lineage: Eukaryota; Viridiplantae; Streptophyta; Magnoliopsida; Rosales; Cannabaceae. The transcript has a single exon.